AUGGUUAACACUCCCCCGCCACCGAAGGAAAAUUCAGCGCCAUCUGCAGGGUCAGUCGCGAUAAAGCCCCCAGUGCAUGUGGUGCGAAAACCAACGGUGACGACGGCCAGUGUCCCUGCCCCGCUAACGAGGAAUAAUAUCGCUUCGUCCACUACAAAUGGACACUCAAGACCUAUUUUGAAAGCCGCGAACAUUAAAGAACGUGUGCGGCAGCAUGAGGAAACGCCCACCGUAAAUCCUGAUAAGUUUUACGUAGGUGAUAGGGCGGAAGUCGGGGGUAGAAAAGGCACAGUCAUGUUCGUUGGACCAGCAGUAUUCGCAAGUGGUGCCACUGUCGUUGGCAUGCGUCUUGAUGAAAGGCGAACAACGUCUGCAUGCGACGGAAGAUGCGACGGCGUGCGAUUGUUUCGUUGCAAAGCAGGCUUUGGCAUAUUUGUUCCGAUCGCUGAUUGCAAGAAGAUCGAAGGGGAUGACGACAGGGAGCAUUGGGAUCCUCUCCCAGGCCCAGCCGGAUCUUCGAUCAGAGAUUCGUAUGAUCCUAUCGAUGCCCUCGACCACAUCGUCGGCCAUGCGGGUGCCAAAGAAAAAAUCCAGUCGGUAGUGAAUGCUCUGCAGGUAAACCGCCGUCGCGUUGAGGCAGGAGGUAGAGCUGAACCAGCAUCGCACAUGGUCCUCGUUGGACCUCCGGGCAGUGGCAAGUCAAUGCUUGCUCGACUCACUGCGUACAUUGUGUCUGAGUGCGACGUCUCUAGGCAUGGUCCUCUUGUCCGUCCAAGCCGUGCAGAUAUUAUUGACGUAGGUAGAUCUCCUGGAAGAUCUGCCGAAUUAAUCGCCAUACAAUGCGACAAGGCAGAGGGUGGUGUCUUGCUCAUCGACGAUUUCCACCGUAUGCUUCCAGUUGCUGACGCCGGCAGCUUACGAGCUGUUUCGGGCGUUGAGGCUCUGGAUUCACUGGCUCUAGAAGUGGAGCGUCGUGCAAGGCGACCUGGAAAGGGAAUUGUCCUUAUCAUUGCCGGAGACCUGGAUGGCAUUGCCGCUGCUCGCCGCCUAUGUCCAGUUCUUGAUGCCAUGCUCCCGCCUCCUGUCGCUCUUUCAGACUUCACUUCAAAAGAGGUGGUAGCAAUAAUUAAUGGCAUGUCGCAAGAGCGCGGAUUUGCACUCGCUGAUGGACUAGUGGGAAGUCAUGAGAUGGAAGUACACGUUUCUGAAGCAGAUCGCUGCGCUGAGCCAACCCGGAGAAAUGCACACCUCGCAAGAUCUUUGUUAGAGGCGGCCAUCAACCGUCAAACAGAACGCGUGUUUACCUUAGGUACGGUCGGCCGGAAUUCGUUGACAGUCUUACAAGGGGUUGACUUCAUGGGCAACAGUGAUGAUGAAGUUGUUGGAGGUGCACCCGGGUCAGUGGCUCAGCAGAUGCAGGAUGACACAGAGAAAGCACUUGCAGAACUGGAAAACAUCGUUGGUUUGGAAGGAGUCAAAAAGUUUAUUAAGUCACUAAGAGCCCAACUUUUGGUUGAGAAGGAAAGGAUUGCCGCGGGACUUCCUUCUUCUGGCGGCGGUGUCCUACAUAUGGUAUUCGCAGGUAAUCCAGGAACUGGAAAGACGACGGUGGCCCGUAUCAUUGCCAACCUGCUACGUGCGCUCGGAGUGCUUCGAAGAGGUCACCUUGUCGAAGCUGAUCGCUCAAGCCUUGUUGCUGGAUACUCCGGACAGACAGCACUCAAGACGAAAGCUGUAGUCAGUGAAGCUUUGGGGGGGGUUCUAUUCGUGGACGAAGCCUAUGCACUUGUUUCAGGAGACAGAGACUCUUUUGGUAAGGAGGCACUCGACACGUUGAUGAAAGAGAUUGAGGAUCAUAGGGAGGAUCUCGUCGUGAUCGCUGCCGGGUAUAUCAACGAGAUGAAAGAUCUACUAGCGAGUAACCCUGGCAUGGAAAGCCGAUUUCCCACAACACUUCACUUUGCAGAUUAUAACGCAGACGAGCUUAUGUCGAUCGCAGAGCGUGUGCUAGAGCCGCAGAGGAUUACCCUAGGAAAGGGCGCGCGCGAAACUUUGCAUGCCCACUUUUCGUCAGAACUUCAAGCACGUCACCCGGGUGCAAAGGGAUCGAACGGUCGUGGUGUGAGGAACCUUCUGGAGGCAGCGAAGCGCGCGCAGGCUCUUAGGCUCGCAGAUGUCAAGGGGGUGAAAAGCCUCGAGGAUCUCACCACACUAACAAAAGAGGACUGUGAGCUUGCCUGUCGCAAGUAAAACGUGGUUGUUAACCACCGAAUAUGUUGUGAGGCCAGCUACAAAAUUGCACACACAAGAUAGAUAAAGAUUAAUCGUUCACAGCACAUUCGGGACUGUGCGGCUGUUUGCUGUAUUCAUUACAGCUAACGUGCAUAAGUACUUCCUACUUUUGUGCAUUUUUUUAGAGUUUUUUGUGUUUGAAGCUUUCAGUGGUAAGAUAGCUCACGAUGUACCACUUUCAACCAAUGACCCUCUUCUAUCCAAUCGUCUCGAACGCCGGGCGGACAUUACUUCCAACUGGUAGAAUCAACCUCACUGGAAUUCAAAUCUCCUGCACGCAGGUCUUACAGGGUAGUCAGGAUCUACAACCUUCACCUGACCUUGCACUAAAAGUUAUAUAAACAACUUCCGAUAGAUAACGAGGUCGGGACUAUCAUUUACGACGGGUUUCUCGUCUCUUCACCUUCCCCGACACCGUAUGCAAGUUGAUAAUUGAUUACAUCAAGUUUGGGAGGUCUCAAAAAGGCUUCACUUUGGUCUCAAAGUUCCGUAGAUAUACAAAUCACUUUUAUCAAAAAAGGGUUUCGUAGCGAAGGCCUACGCCCUUUAAGCCGUGAUUUUGCGUUGAUGAGACAGAGUUAAGGGUGAAAUAAGCCGAAGGGUUCAACCCUUAAGCUCCACCAAUUCAAGCUAGAUUACGGCUUAAAAGG
Micromonas pusilla CCMP1545 is the source of this 2942-nucleotide messenger RNA. Its product is annotated as AAA ATPase. Gene Ontology annotation, molecular function: ATP binding; ATP hydrolysis activity. The transcript has a single exon. The record is from RefSeq and is a predicted model, not a curated record. The coding region runs from base 1 to 2250 and encodes 749 amino acids. NCBI's taxonomy places the organism in Eukaryota, Viridiplantae, Chlorophyta, Mamiellophyceae, Mamiellales, Mamiellaceae.